CCCGAAAAGGCAUUGCGAAAAGACGAACCGUGUCCCCGUCCUCCACGUGUGCGGUCCCGGUUUCUUGUCCUUUUAUUUGUCUUUCUUCGGUCCACUUUCUGCGUUUUGUGGCGAGCCUUCUUAUCCACUUUCUCGCAGUCGCGUGUGCAUUUUCUCCGUCGCCAUUUCUCCCCAGGGUAGUCGCUUCUCGCUUUCAGCCUGACCCCCUAUUUAUGCAAUAGAGGCCGCCGCAUUCAACCCGACCCUCGGUGCAAGACAACCUGGGCAGGAAACGAUCAAAAAGGCGUCCGAGAGGAGGCGAAUUCCCCUCGUCUUUGCUCGUCUCUCAGGCCUCUUCAUCUCUUCGGAUUCACUCCAAAGCGCCUUUCUUCCCUCCCGUCUUCAGCCGCACCGUCCGCCUCCUUUCUGCCUCCUCCACUUGCCCGCUCUCCGCCUUUUGUCCUUGUUCGUCUUUCACAUGCGAAAUGGAUGCGUACAACGGAAGCGCCGUGGUGGCGAUGGCGGGGAAAGACUGCGUGGGCAUUGCGUCCGACACGCGUCUCGGAGUCAAUCAGUUUGGCACUGUCAGCGCAGACUUCCAGAAAGUCUUCAAAAUGAACAACCACACCUUCGUCGGCCUCGCCGGCCUCGCCACUGACGUCCAGACGGUACACAAAGAACUCGUCUUCCGCUCGAACUUGUACCAGCUGCGCGAGGAAGUCACCGAAAUGCCGCCAGAGAUCAUGUCAAACGUCGUUUCCUCCAUGCUCUACGGUCGCCGCUUCGCUCCUUACUUUGUCUCUCCUGUCGUCGCUGGCCUUCACCCGGAGACACACCAGCCCUUUCUCUCUGCCUUCGACUACAUCGGCGCGGCUUGCUACGCAAAAGAUUUCGUCUGCAAUGGAACUUCUGCCGAGCAACUCGUGGGAGUCUGCGAAUCUCUCUGGAAGCCGGACAUGAACGAAGACGAACUCAUGGAAACUCUCUCACAGAGUCUCCUGGCUGCUGUGGACCGAGACUGCGUGGCUGGUUGGGGUGCCGUCGUCCACGUUUUAACCCCCAACACGAUCACUACCCGACGACUCAAGUGUCGCAUGGACUGAGGUCUCCACUUUUUCUCGUCUGUCUGUGUCUCUUCUCCGCCGCAGUCUGUUGCGUGUGCUUUGUUUUUUGUGUCUUGUUUUCUCUGGUCUGUAUCCUUUGUGCACAUAAACGAUGCGAGAGGCAUCUCCCAGUUCCUUGAGACUCCGGGGUCGCACCCCGUGUACCCACCCCACUCCUUUUGCGUUUUUCGUCUUUUUCUCUAGCGUCACGUGAAGGAAGAAAGUGGAGGAGAGAGAGAGACUCUGAGGAGAGACAGAGACGCGAC
Messenger RNA from Toxoplasma gondii ME49, 1348 nucleotides. Its product is annotated as proteasome beta subunit. The record is from RefSeq and is a predicted model, not a curated record. The coding region runs from base 465 to 1082 and encodes 205 amino acids. Lineage: Eukaryota; Apicomplexa; Conoidasida; Eucoccidiorida; Sarcocystidae. Gene Ontology annotation, biological process: proteasome-mediated ubiquitin-dependent protein catabolic process. The transcript is spliced from 6 exons. Gene Ontology annotation, cellular component: proteasome core complex, beta-subunit complex; proteasome core complex.